AGAUGGAGCCCUGAAGCCAUAUUGAGGACCUGCAGUAGAGGUGCAACCCAUGACUGGCAGCGCAAAAACAGUGAUAACAGCUGAGCUCCAAGCAAGGACCCAGGACCUUGCCUCACCACAGACAUAAUUCUUCCCUGCAACACCUCCACCAAGCCGCCCAGUAAAUCGACAUGAGUCGCCACAGCACCAGCAGCGUGACCGAAACCACAGCAAAAAACAUCCUCUGGGGUAGUGAACUCAAUCAAGAAAAGCAGAUUUGCACCUUUAGAGGCCAAGGCGAGAGGAAGGACAGCUGUAAACUCUUGCUCAGCACGAUCUGCCUGGGGGAGAAAGCCAAAGAGGAGGUGAACCGUGUGGAAGUCCUCUCCCAGGAAGGCAGAAAACUACCAAUCACUAUUGCUACACUGAAGGCCUCUGUCCUGCCCAUGGUCACUGUAUCAGGUAUAGAGCUUUCUCCUCCAGUAACUUUUCGGCUCAAGACUGGCUCAGGACCUGUGUUCCUCAGUGGCCUGGAAUGUUAUGAGACUUCGGACCUGACCUGGGAAGAUGACGAGGAAGAGGAAGAAGAGGAGGAGGAAGAGGAUGAAGAUGAGGAUGCAGAUAUAUCGCUAGAGGAGAUACCUGUCAAACAAGUCAAAAGGGUGGCUCCCCAGAAGCAGAUGAGCAUAGCUAAGAAAAAGAAGGUGGAGAAAGAAGAGGAUGAAACAGUAGUGAGGCCCAGCCCUCAGGACAAGAGCCCCUGGAAGAAGGAGAAAUCUACACCCAGAGCAAGGAAGCCAGUGACCAAGAAAUGACCUCAUCUUAGCAUCUUCUGCGUCCAAGGCAGGAUGUCCAGCAGCUGUGCUCUGGUGCAGGUGUCCAGCCCCACCACCCUAGUCUAAAUGUAAUAAGGUGGUGUGGCUGUAACCCUGUAACCCAGUCCUCCAGUUUCCGGAGGCUCUUGGUGAAGAGCCCCCCAGCAAGCUCGCCUAGGGCCACAAUAAAAUUUGCAUGAUCAG
Messenger RNA from Mus caroli (Ryukyu mouse), 998 nucleotides. It is a transcript of the gene Npm2, whose product is annotated as nucleophosmin/nucleoplasmin 2. NCBI's taxonomy places the organism in Eukaryota, Metazoa, Chordata, Mammalia, Rodentia, Muridae. Gene Ontology annotation, biological process: chromatin remodeling; positive regulation of DNA replication. Gene Ontology annotation, cellular component: nucleolus; cytoplasm; nucleoplasm. Gene Ontology annotation, molecular function: RNA binding; histone binding; chromatin binding. The record is from RefSeq and is a predicted model, not a curated record.